This is a messenger RNA of Camponotus floridanus (Florida carpenter ant), 1754 nucleotides long. Its product is annotated as charged multivesicular body protein 7. The transcript is spliced from 4 exons. Gene Ontology annotation, biological process: late endosome to vacuole transport via multivesicular body sorting pathway; vesicle budding from membrane. NCBI's taxonomy places the organism in Eukaryota, Metazoa, Arthropoda, Insecta, Hymenoptera, Formicidae. Gene Ontology annotation, cellular component: ESCRT III complex; multivesicular body. The record is from RefSeq and is a predicted model, not a curated record. The coding region runs from base 339 to 1682 and encodes 447 amino acids.
UCUGGUUAUGAGUUCAUCGAUUUCUCACGACAAAGCAUCGUUUAAAGUAAUUUGUAACUUGCAAGUGUUUUAUCAAAAUGUUGAGUUUGAAAUGACAUUCAGUGUUUAUUAGUUAGUCAUUUAUUUUACAUUUCAAAAAGUUGUAUUUUUUUAUUUGUAUAGCAUAAAUCUCGCCAUUUAGAUUGAACGGAAAUGGGGAGGGAGCAGAGAAAAGAUUUGCAUAUGUAAAAAUAGAAGGCCUUCAUUAUAGCCAAGUAAUCUUUAUAACCUAACUUGAGAAGCAGAGACUACACGAGAUUUUAUAUAAUUAACUUUAGAAAAUUAGCAUUAACAAUAAGAUGGUUGAUAAAAACAUCAGUGACAAUUUUCUGCUACCAGCAGAAAAAUUACCAGAAUGUUGGAAUCAAGAAGAAAGAAUGAGUGCAUUGUUCUCACCAUUUCGCAGUAAAUCUGCCAAUCCACAAGAUUGGAUUUCUAAGUACAAAUUCUGGAAUAAUUUAAUAUAUGAAUGGCUGGAAUAUACCAUGCAAUGCAGUUUUUCUAUCAUCGAUUUAAAUGAAGCUUUUAAAAGAAGAGGUUGUACACCCCUUUGUCUAGUUACUGUUAUUGAAGAACUUCUCAGAAAUAAUGAAAUAAUUAAAGAGACUGAUUUUUUUCAAGAACCAUGUGAAACAUGGACAGCAUGGUCAAUUGAUAUAUUUAUAAAAAAACCAAUUAGCUGGUCUUUCUCAAAAGUGAAAAAUUAUAUAGUAGGUCAGAAUGUAAAUAAUUUAGAAGUGAGAUACAUACAUUUGCGAAUUGUUCAGGAAUUGGGUGACAUUAUUCUUUCUAUUGUUGAUAUUAAAAAAGACAAUGUUUUAUUCCUGAUUUCUGAAAUAGUGGAAUAUUGCAAGAGCAAAACUAAGAAGAAGAUUUCGGACAAUACAGUGAGAUUAGUUUUGGAGUGGCUGAGGCGUAGAAAAAAAGUUACUUUCAGGAAAAGUUUCAAUUCAAAUAAUGAAUUAUUAGUUAAAAUUUCUACACAAACAGUAAAUGAAAUUACAGAAGUAGAAGAAGGCAUGUAUAAAUUGAUCAAGCAGGAAAAUGAAUUGAUUAAGGAGAUAGAACUUAUGGAACAAGAGAAACUUAAUAUUAUCAAUGAAGCAAAAUCAUAUUUGACAAAAGAAUUGCGUCAGAUGGCAAAGACACGCUUAAGAAGAAAGAUCGAAUUGGAAAAGACCAUAGAAAAACGUGCGCAAGCUCUUGCAAACCUACGUAUUUUAAUUACCAAUAUUGAAGAUGCACAUUCUAAUUCUGCUGUAUUAUCUGCUUACAAGACUGGUUCUGAUGUAUUAAAGAAAAUAGGGCAAAAUGAUUUAACGGAAUACAAUGUUAGAGAUGUUAUGGAUGAUAUUAAUGAGAUUUUAGAAGAGAAACAAGAGAUAGACACAGUUUUAUCUGAAACAUUGAAUCUCACAGACUCGGAUGCCGAGUUGGAAAAGGAAUUAGCAGAAUUAUUGAAUAAAGACAAUGUAGAUAAUUCUAAUGCAAUUUUUGAAUCAAAUCCAGAAUUUAAAAAAUUAGAGCAACGUUUGAAAGACUUGCACAUGGAAGGUAUAGUUCAAUCUGACAAAAAUACAUCUGUACUACCAAUUGUGCCAUCCCCCAAGGAAAAGAUAUUAAAAGCAUCUCAAUGUUCAUAAUCGUUACAACGAGAAACAUGUAAUUAUAUAAUAACUCUAUGAAACCAAUUUAUUAAAGAGAUUCUAUUUUUC